UAACAUUUCUCAGUUUGUUUGUUUUUUCUACUGAUAAUAUAUGCAAAUAGACUGAGAGUACAACAGAGCAGAUUCUUUUUAUUCUUCCUAAUUAGUUGAGCUAAUUUAUUUGUGCCCAAACAUUAUUUUAUCAUGGUUUGUUAGUGAUUGUUUAGGUUUUUCAUUUGCCUAAUGCGAUACCGCAGCACAAUCAUCUUGAUGAAAAAAGAGAAAAAAAUACAAAUGAUUCGGCGAACCAUAUACCUAUAUUCGUAAUUACAUUUCGUGCGGUACUGAUAUCAUUUGGAAACGGAAUGGCACAUUCAAUAAAUAACAGCAUGCUAAACUUCUCAUUCCCUUAAAUUAAAUUUAAAUUGGUUUUGAUUCUGACAAAGGAGCAAGACCUUUGUUAUUUUUUCUGCUGCUGCUGCUUUUGAAAGCUGUGUAACUGAAUGGCAAAAAAUUACAUUGAAUUGCCUAGUGGCCGUUGCUGUCAACGUCAUCGUCGUCUUGCUCGUGUUCGCAUGGAACACUUUAUGCUACUAUUGGUUGUGUUCUCAUUGAAGAAAUCGGGUUGGUAACACAACACAAAUGUGCCCCAAACAAACCAAACUCAUUCAUAAAAAAAUCAUUUCAGAUUAACUAAAUAAAAAGAGGAAAUUUGAAUCAGUGUACAUCAUGCAAUGAAAAAUGAGCAUAAUUUCUGUGGCGGACAAAUCUAAACGUGUGUGUGUGUGUUUGUAUCGGCAAAUCAAAUUUUAUGUUUGCGUGAUACGGUAUAUUUCUGUUCUGUACAUUAGUACAAUAUAACGACAAUCCAUUUCACCACCCAUAACCGGGGUUUUCCUGCACCUUUAACAAUACACCCGAGUAUUGAUAGUUCAUGUGUAUUUUUAUUCAAAUUAGAAAAAAUGCAAAUUCAAGCAUUUUAGCAUUUCAAUUUCAACGAUUUUAUGAUUCAGUAGAGAGAGAGAGAGGAAAAAAAAUUCAAAGCCACAAGGUAUUUCAAAAAGAAAAAUAUGACACGAUGGCGACGAUGGCACGGUGAGAAACAGUUGGAACGUGCCAAAAUAAAUGAAUUAAUGACGCGAAUUAAAACGAACACACAAUUCUCUGUCUCUUAUGUAAUUAUAAUAAAUGUCUACACCAGUGAAAAAUGAUUAUGGCUACGAAAUGAAAUAUAGAUAGACAAUUUAUAUGUAUGCAAAAGUUAGAAAUGAGUGAAACGUAAAAAAAUAAUAAUAUUGUAUGAGGUCAUCUACUAUAAAUAAAAUGUAGCCAAAUGAAUAGCCUGUGAAAAUGUGUGAAAAUUUGGAAAAUGAUAGAUGAGAGAUUGAUGUCAACCAAAUCCAAACACCAAAACCAAAUGGUUAUCGAUUCAAUUUAAAUGAAUGUGGAAUACAUGGUUGCUUUUUAUAUCAUACGAUCAUUUAUCAAAAAGUAAAGAAAAGCCAACGAGAAAAAGUAACCGCAUAAAGUAAAACCGUAUUAAAAAAACGUACACAUACCAGAAAAAAAACAGUCAUGGAACCAACGAAAAUUAAUGGAUUUUUUUUCCAUUCACAUGUGCACAGUGCACAGUAGGGCAUAAAUGAGGUAAAAGAUAAAACGAGGACAACAGAAAUUCUCAGUGUUCAGUUAACUAAUUUACUUGAUUUAUUUCGCUCUUGGUGAAUUUGCUCCGCAUUGAAAUUGUAAUCCACUUGUAUCUUAUGUUCUGCAUAAACGAGUCAAAUGGGACUCGCUGAUGUUGUUUUUUUUUGUUCCAACUCGGUCCUAUGACAACACCAAAAUCAUUUGGUUGGCGUGUGUUCUUUUUACCUCAAUGUUACUUCGCAUUCACAGCCAAAAUUCUGCUUUCCAUUGGCAAUGCCAACCAUGCAGCAUAAACACAUAUCGUCGUUCAGUUCUAUAUUUUCCAAAACGCGAAGCGGACACGGACAAAAAGCGAACAAGACAGAGAAAACAAAUACACGCGGAGUGUGCAGAAGCACUUUACCACUUUCGACACUGCAGUGGAAAUACAGCAAUGCAUACAUAAAGAAUCGCAUUGCAUAAUCAAAUCGAGCACCGCUCCGAUGCAUAUGCGUACAUAUAGAUACAUGGGUAUCGCAUCGCUCGUGUCGAAUCACAUGUUUGUUCAAUAUGACAAAAAAACACACACUUUUCUCUUAUAAUUUUUCCCAGACGAAAUGCCUCUGAAUAUCAAAUCCAAGUCAAUAUUGAGAGUGAAUGAGAAAAAAUUUGCGAUGAAAAAAGAGUACGAUGGGAAAAGAGGCAGAAAGAAAUCAACUGAAUGAAGCGUAAAAACUAAACGAAACCAUUGAUUUGAAAACACAGUUUUCGUGCCGCAAAUAACCAUAAUUUAUUUACCAUUUGCAUACUUUUCGCUAUAUUCGAGUGAAUGUAUAUGUAUAUGCACCACUUUUUUUCGUGAAUGUUUGCGCUACUUUCGGUGCUGUAAAAUUCAAUUCAAGAUAUUUUCAUGUAUAUAAACUAUAAUAGUAAUAAUCGGUUUAUGACGGAAGCAAUUGAGCCACUUAAAUGCGAAGAAAAUCUGCUACAUCGAAUAACACUUGUGAUGAACCAAUAUAUAAAUCGAUGAAAUAGGAAAUCCCCGACUUUCGGCACAAUUCAAAUAUUCCCUUCUUCGGAUCGAGUGCAUAAUAUAUACAUUCUCCAAUAUUCUCUCUCUAUGUGUGUAUAAAUACAUAUAUCUGAACUAAGGUCAAUUUAGCAAAGAGUCGCACUGUUAUUCUGGCAUUUGACUUACUCAAAAUGGCAUGCAAUAAAAUUGAACCAGCAAAUAUUUGAAGGUGUAAUUUUUAGAAAAGCAUUUUACUCGAUUUUUCUCUACUCAAUUUCAAUAUUUUUCGAUUCGUACCAUUUUCCGCACCAUCCAAAGUUAAUUUCAAUCAGAUUUGUUUUGUGUUGGAUCUGGUGGUGCCAAGUAAAUUUAAAUUUUAUACAUCACCGAAUUUGCUUCGAAUGUGUUUACAUUGGUGAAAGAGAAAACAUAUUGUCGAUGGUUAUGAUCGAAUUUUUUGGGCGUUUUCCAUUUGAAUAAUUCAGAGGAAUCAAUAGCAAAAGCAAUUUGUAUUUUUGUUUUAUUUGAAAUUCACAUCAAUUUUUGACGUUUUUAGAUUGUUUUUUUCACUCUCUCUCUCUCCACUCACUUGACCUGCAUUAAUGCAUAUUUAAACAGACGAUUUAUAUUUCAUUUCUCUUUGGUGCUAACGUUGGCAGAAAUGAAAAUCAUACGGCAAUACAUACAAAAAACUUUUGAUAAGCGAAAACUUUGCCAAAAAAAAGAUUAAGGCAAACGUCAUAAAUAUACUGUAAUGAUUUUUAAAAAACAUUUUUAAGUAGCUAGAGAAAAAACGGAAACGGUGCAAUUUUGAAUGAAAUAGUUCUGAAAGUUUAACGUUGCAGUACAAGAAAUGCACCCUCCUGUGUAAUGAAUAAUAUUAAACGAUGUGCUUUUUAUGACCGUUUUUAUGCGAUAUAUAUACAUAAACCGAAAUUUUUUAUGGUUCGUUCUCUUAUCGUUGUAGUUUGAGUUGAACUUGUUUGCCCAAAAAAAAGUCCAUUUAAUUACUUUGCCCUCGUUAAAUAAUAAUAAUUUUAUGUAAAACGGGUAAAAUUGAAUUUCACGCAAUUCCCUUCCGUGUCUACAGCUCGGGGAAUCUCUUUUCGCCCAAUUAUAUGGCAUAACUUUUAAAGACAUAAAAUUGCUUAAUAGCAUAGGGCCAACGCUGGAUGUGUGUGUGUGCUCGUGUAUGGUUUAUCUAACGAAAUUGUGUUAGAUUAAUAAUUUUAAGCACCACUAGAAAUGGCACAUAUCGAAAGAUUGGAUGUACAGUACCUAAGAAUUCACUCAAGAGCAAUACUCCUGUCGAAUAUAUUUUCGGUCGAAAUGAUGCAUUUGACUGCACAAUGGAGCAUUUAGAAAACUAUUUUAUUACACACAUAUCUGGGUUUUAUGAGUCACAAACAUACAACAAUCUCAGUUUGAUACUUUAUUUUGGGAACGGUUCAUCGAGCUCACAAUUUCAGCUCUCAUCAUUAUUUUCAGUUGAAUGAAGAUUGUCAUUAGCUUUGUCAUUUUAAUGAAAUGCACCACUACAUCGGAUGGUGAUUUCAUAUAAAAUCGAUGCAAUCGAUAAGUGCUUUUUGCAGUGAUACGUCAAUAAAGCAUAACAGGCCAUAUCUCUAUGGAAAAAGAUCUUACUAUUUCGGAAGGUUCAUCCCACGUGGGAUACAUACUGUUUGCUAAUAAAUUGCGAUUCGAUUCAAAUAAGCCAACGUGGUACAUCGAUGGCAUUUAUAGCCGAAACAUUGUCCUGUUCAUUGUUCAUUUGGCAUGUCCCACUUGGCUAAGCUCAGCUGCUAUUUGCUAUUAUAAUGAAAAAGGCCAAUGAUAAGGAUUUAAAGUUUGUCCAAAUACCUUCCUAACAUUCACAAUGAACUCACCCAAAUGAGAUAUGCCUCUGAAAAGGCUACCUAACAAUGUCUGUUUGCCCACCCGAAUCAAUCAACUGUACUCAAACAUUUAUUUAUAUCGAAUUUUGAGUCAUUUGUAAAAUGUCAAUUACAUUUACGACUCCCUCCAUCAUCAGCAUUCAUCGCAAUGCUAUCAACAUGGUACUGAUUGAGUUGGUCUCAAUACAAUAUCAAAGAUAAAUCGCAGCCAUUAUUUGGUAGAUUCCGUUGGCAUUUAUCAAUCGAAUGCGGUCAUUAUUUUCGUUCGAAUCGAUUUGAGGAAAUUGCUAAUUAGACUGUACGGAAAUUUACAUCCAAGUAAAAAUGACCUGUAUGUGUAUGACACAAGGGAAUGACCCUGAAAUGAUAAAACCUCUAAUAAGCUUUAUUCAAACGGAUAAAAAUGUUUGAUAGAAGUAGAAGUUCAAACAAUGCUCCAAUUCAUUUGGCUGCAUUGGAGGGAAAAAAGAGAUAUGCGUCCUCAUUGGUUUGCCUAAUGUUCAGUGCUGUGGAAAAAAAGUAUGUGAAUAAGCAUAGCAGUACACCGACAAACACAUAUGCCACUUUAUAGUCAAGUUGAAUCAUUAAUGUGUACACACACACACACAUGGAUUAAAGUUUAAUCCGUGGCGCAUAUGCCUGACAGUGCUUAGUGUUUGUACUAAAGCUCGUUCGUUUAAAAUGCACAGGAAUGUGUGAUUUCCUGCAACACACCAUAUUAUAGCAUAUACAUAUGCAUAUGAUUUUUUGUUUGCAUCAAAUAUUUAUGCAAAAUCGAGUUUUGUGUCUUCACUUCGUCGCGCGCUGGCUCAGCAGGAUUCAUAUAAAGUGGCUACUUAUUUGAUAAAAUAAAAAAGCUUGUUAUUCCUUUUCGUAUGUGUGCUUUUUAAUUCAGUUAAAAUGCUUGGGCUUUUUUUAACAAAAAAAAAUUGUUCCAGAAGAGUGAUUUUCUGCAUGCAAAAGGAAAGAAAUAAAUAUACAAAAAAAACUUCUACUGAACAAGAAUCGCAAACUACAAAUUUCCUGAUUUUCCACAGCUGCUAGACAAUAAAACAAUCAUAGCGUUAAAAAUUCAUAGUCAGCACAUUUUCUUGUCGACUCAAACUCGAUGGUUGUUGCUACGAAAUAAAAAAAAUAUCAUAUCCGUAUGAGACAAUUGUUGUUGGUGCUGCCAUACAUUUCGUGUUGAUGUAUGCGAAAGGAGCCGAACAAAGCACAUACUACAAACAUUUCGUACCAUGAUUCGCCACAAAUUUCAUUUUUAGUUAUCAUUUCGAUCAGGAGGGAGCCGGUGUCAUUUUCAUAUCGAAGCCGCCUCAAACAAAAACAAUCAAUACGAAUACAUUAAGUGGUGAAAGUCAUAUUGUACAAAAAAAAUGACAACGGGCGAUUUAAAAUCCAUUUUGAAAAAACCACCAAUCGGGUAAACGUACUUAUAUUUUCUCUUCUUUAACGCUUUUCAUUUAUUACUUCUCUUGGCACAUACUGUAUAUUUAUACAAAUGCGUUUGGUUUAAUUGAAACUCAGGGGUUGUCUAAAAUAGUGAAGAAAAAACAAUGAUCCAUCAAUCUGUAAUAUCAUGAACAUAUUUUCGUAAUGUUGCAUUAUAGUAGAUAGUAUGUGGUUCAUAAUAUGAACCGCAUAUGUCAAUAUUAAUGCAUUUCCUGUUGGCUUUUCUCUGUGUAGGGGGAUUAUCGAUCUGAUGAGUUAAGCACUGAAUUCAAUACACGAAAUACUAAUAACACCAGUAAGCUAGAGUGGUGCUGUUUCGUUUUCCAUUUGACAUAAUCCGUAUUGCUACGUAUUUGCAGAAGUCUUAACAUUAUUGUUAGUGUCAAAGUGUGUAGUGUAUGUGUGUAGUAGUUUAGUAUCGGUGUUCGAUGUAUGGAAUAAAUGUAUUUAUUGCAUUGGAAAUACCAACAAUUGAUAUUAUCGCGUUUAUUGCAUUUAAUUACAUUAUUACCGGGCCGUAAAAGUGAUUUAGUAUUGAGCACACAAAAGGGUACACCGUUUAGAUAACAAACUUCUUGACGGGUUGGUAAAAAAAUUGCCCGUAAGAUGUCAUUGGUAUUGUGUAAUUUGGGAUCAUCGGGUCCCCGAUCACGUGGCUCAAAUCAAUCAUCUGAUCAAAAUUGUGUCAGUACGGGUAUGGCACGAAAUUCAUCGUCGAGCGGUUUGCACACUUCAUCGUCGGCAUCUGCUUUGCAUCGUAGCGCCGGAAUUAUGCGCAAUUCACCAUCGUCUUCAGCAUUACAACAAACAACAGCCGGAAAUGACAAUAACAAUAAUAGUAACGCAAAAUCAAAUUACAACGAAUCUGAUGAUCCAAAUCAAGUUACAAUUUACAGGUGUCGAGCUCCAAUCGCAUCGCUUGAUUGUAUGGAAGAAUUUAGCGGUACGGGCGGUCAACUUGAUUUCGGUCGUUCGAUAAGUUUGGGUUCGAAUCAAGCAUUGACAAUACGUCAAGGAGCACCAACACCAGGUCUACGAUACAAGAAUUUGGGCAAAAGUGGUUUACGUGUAUCAAACGUUGGCCUUGGCACUUGGCCAAUAUUCUCGCCAGGUGUACCCGAAGAACAAUCCGAAGCCAUUGUCAAACUUGCCUACGACAGCGGUAUCAACAUAUUCGAUAUUUCCGAAGCACACUCUGAGGUUGAAUUGGGAAAAAUAAUUCAAAAGCAUGGAUGGAAACGAGCUGGAUACGUGGUCACAAUAAAAAUCUACUGGAGCAUGAAGUCCGAAGAACGUGGUUUAUCACGAAAGCACAUCAUCGAAAGCGUGAAGGCAAGCCUACAACGUUUGCAGUUGUCAUAUGUUGACAUUGUGAUUAUAUAUAAAGCAGAUCCAAUGUGCCCCAUGGAAGAGAUUGUUCGUGCCAUGACAUAUGUAAUAAAAGAAGGCUGGACUAUGUAUUGGGGCACAAGUAGAUGGUCACACUGUGAGAUAAUGGAAGCGUAUUCAAACUGUCGCCAAUUCAAUUGUAUUCCGCCAAUCUGCGAACAAUCCGAAUACCAUAUGUUUUGUCGUGAAAAGUGUGAAUUGUACUUACCGGAAAUGUACAAUAAAAUUGGCGUUGGUUUGAUGGCAUGGGGACCAUUGAGCAUGGCAUUGGGUGAUGCACAAAACGGUGAACGUUUACUAUUCCCAAAGAAUUCGUUCAAAACGAAAAGCCAUAGCUAUUCAUGGACAGAAGAUGAAAUCAAUAAAAAUAGCUUGAAUUGGUCGAAGGAACGGAUUGACGAAACGCGUAAACAAAGUGACAAAGUGCGUGAUUUAUGUUUGUUGGCAGAAAAAUUGGGAUGCAGCCCAACGCAAUUGUCGAUUGCUUGGACAUUGAAACAUGAACCCGUUCAGUGUCUUUUGGUCGGUGCUACAACCGUUGAACAACUCCAUCAAAAUUUGCAAGCAUUGCAGUUGUUGCCGCGAUUAUCGUCGAGUGUGAUGCUUGAAUUGGAGCGAAUAUUGGAUAAUAAACCUAUACGACCGCCGCCAAUAUCAACGUUGGCGCUUCGGUGACAAUCAGCCUGUCCCACAGUGGCAGGU
Molecule: messenger RNA, 8004 nt
Organism: Contarinia nasturtii (swede midge)
Lineage: Eukaryota; Metazoa; Arthropoda; Insecta; Diptera; Cecidomyiidae
Product: voltage-gated potassium channel subunit beta-2-like
Exons: 8
Coding region: 6520-7977 (485 amino acids)
Biological process (GO): potassium ion transport; regulation of potassium ion transmembrane transport
Cellular component (GO): voltage-gated potassium channel complex; cytoplasm
Molecular function (GO): voltage-gated potassium channel activity; transmembrane transporter binding; potassium channel regulator activity
Source: RefSeq, a predicted model, not a curated record